AUGACUGAAUACGAUGAUGAUGAUGAUGAUGAUGAUGAUGAUGAUGAUGAUGAUGAUGAUGAUGAUGAUGAUGAAGAUGAUGGUGAUGAGAAGGAGGAGGAGGAGGAGGAGGAGGAGGAGGAGGAGGAGGAGGAGGUCGUCAUUGAAUUCACCGAUUCUGUGAACGCUUCCCACUGCCUUCUCCUCGCUGCUGCAGGCGGGUCUCACUCGUCGACUUUUUCAAAGUUCUCUUUGUCUGCCGCACACCUCGUUGCCCGAGUUGCCUGUGCGCAGAUAAAUUAUUCCCAGCUUUUUUCAAGCAAACAAUGGCUGAGUGAGAAGGAGCUGGAGGCGUGGCGGCAGAGAAGGGGGUGGAGGACAGAGAAGUCAGCGCCUGUGCCGGUAUCGGCAGUAUUUUGAAUGGCCUGAAUGUACCUGCAGAAGUUUUGCAACAUUUGUGUGAACAUUAGUCGCAUCAAAGUAGGACGAAUGAUCGAACUGUCAGAUAAACAAGACACAAAUACAAUCAGAUCAGGUUGUUCCGGCCACUGGUUACUUGAAUCGAUCGACUACCCGGCUUGGCAAGUUUCGAACCAGUCGGGAGGAUUAACGAGAGUUCUCUCCACUGUCGAUCCCAGUAUUGACAUAACCACUGUUAAUACCACCACUACUGCCACUACUACUACUACUACUACUACUACUACUACUACUACUACUACUACUACUACUACUACUACUACUACCACUACUGACACUACUACCACUAUUACUGCCACUACUAUUACUACCAUUGCCACUACUUCUGCUACUGCUACCGCCACUACCAAAUGUAUCCUCAAGCACAGCACUGGCUACCAAUCGCAAUGCGCACGUAUUGGUAAGUCCCCACUAGUUGCCUUUAUUUAAGUCGCACGCCCAAACCCCAGACUCCACGACUGCCCUCGAAGAGUGGUUUAAGAACAUUUUAGCAAUGCCUUCCUUCAAAAGUCUAAUUACUCCCGACCAGUGACUACUUUUAAGCGUUGCUCUCCGCCUGAAGUUCGCUAGUCAGUGGCCGGCAAACCAGUGGCAAAACCACUUGACUGUCAGUCUGUCAACUCUCAGCACCCUCUUGACUACCGCUUGUCUACUCGGUUUUACUACUUGUCAAAUCGAAAAGCCGGCACAUAGCGCGACGUCACGCCCGUGCCGCUCCUCCGAAGGCGCGUCUUUGUACAUCCUUUUGAGUGUCCCAACAAGAAGGCAGCCAAAGAAACAACUGGAUUCAAUGUAAUGUCCUUUGUCAGCUACUCACUACAACCAUUCAGCGGAUGUGGUGUGGGAAGGGGUCCCACAACUGCCGAUUCCCCCGAGGCCGACAGUAAGCGCGCACGGGUGAAACUAGCAAAACCUUUGUGUUUUUUUUUCAAUGUAAGUCCACGUCCGCACGUGCUGGAGCCCGCGGUGAGAAGGGCUGUCGACAGUUGCGGAAAGUGGCCUCGCUUCGCUCUGCCAAGCGCUGUACGCAUGUCCAGUGGUCCUCAGGGGACAAUGCGCCAGCGGGUGGGGGCAAAUUGUCAUCUCAAGGAGAGGUGGCGGGUGGGGAGAGAGGGGACGGCAGGCAGGGGGCUUCAACCCAGACACUGUCCUUAUGAAGCAGGACAGUUGUGACUUCUCAACUCACAGAAAACCCUUUUCAUUGCGGCGGGGUACACAUUCAUUAGCAAGCGUUAGCUGAAGGACUGGAAUAGUGUCGCUGGCUCCACCAUGGCGUCAUCUGCAUCUUCUCUCCCCUCCUAAAGUCUGAUUGGUUGGCGCGACGGUAGACGCCCUCGUCAAGGUCAUGCCGCGGAGUCCAUCUGUGAGCACCUUGAGGGCGUCGAUGCGGUGGACGUAGGACGCUGGCGCAUGGGGCGCAAACGGUGACGCGUGUGGACGUGCCGGUGCCGGCUCCCUCUCUGAUCCAGGAGGAGAGGACUGUCAAAGCGCGUGUCCCGCUGAUCCGCUUCCGACGACAGCUCCGGCAAGAUGUCUGCCCAAGAGGCCCGCCAGGAGGGUGGGGGUGGGCAUGGGGACGAUGUUUCCCAUUGGUUCGUGCAUGCCUCUUCCGCCCAGUCGCUCCCCGAAGACCUUCAUUCCAUUUAGACCCUCAAGAAGUCUUGGGUAACCCUUAGUCACAAAAUAGAAAAACAGGUGACGCGCAGACGCGCACCUUGCCGGCGCGAGCGUUUAUCUGACAUGCCGAAAGUGUCAGUGGCUGAGGACAAGGUCGCAAUAGUAGACGUAGUAGUAUUAGUGACAGUGUUAGUAGUACUAGUCGGUCGUAUUGGUUAUAAGAGAUACGAUCACUAAUUCGACUCUAGGUCUAUUCUGCAAAUGAUGGCCAGGCCAUCAUGACUAUAUUGGUGAUGGUGAACAGUAGCUAUGCCACUCAGUCGUGUGGGGAAAAUUAUGCCACUAGACCGACGAUGAUGAUGAUGAGUGGGCAUGGGGAGAGUGUUUCUCAUUGACGCGUGCAUGCAUGUCCUGAGUCUGUCUAUCAUUUGAGCCAGGAACUCACGAACUGUGUAUGAUAGUUAGAAAUACUAAAAUCAGAUGAGACCGGCAUACGCCAGGGUGAUGUUUUGGACCAGAAUCCACAAAAAGCAAUGUAGACGCUUCCUCCGCACACAGACCCGAAUUAAUGUCUCAGGCAAGAGAUGCCACUGGCCAAGGCCAGACUGUAUGCUGACUGACUUCUGUCAUACAUUGAAGAGGCAGUUAUACCAGCUACCUUUAUGAAUUCAAUGAUCUUGUGUCACAAUUCGUGCGUACAAUUGUACACAUGGGACGUCUGCACGCUUCUUUCAAGGCGAUUGGUCGGGCUGUAGCGUCAACAUGCGUAGAAGCAUCUGCAGUGGGUUGGGGAUGGCCUUGAAGCGGUAGGGUACUGGCCAAAGACGCUGUUCGUAUGUUUAGGCGGCUGGUAACAGUCUACCCGGCCAGACCAGAGGGUGUUUGGUCAGAAGCAUGGACCGAGCAACAAAUGUCUACAGUUCUUUUCUAGCGUUCUUUCUCAGACUUCGCCUUCGGCCCCCCCCCCCCCGUUCUUGCUUUGAAACAGACCAGGUGGAACUCCUAGAACAUGUGUGUUGGGAUGCUGGCUAGGCUCGGGAGAGAGCCCGUAAGGCACAACGGAACGAGUGAGUUCCGUAUGAAAGUUCAGUGAGCGCGACUCUACCAUUGUUAAUUCCCGAUCGAAACCGACAGGAUAACAAGCCCUUGGCUCAGUGGUUAGAGGCGUUGGACUUCUAACCAACAGGUCGCAGGAUUGAGCCCCAGGUGUUUCACACUUCAGGGUUGAGUAUGAAUGGUUGACGACGGCUAGUAAGCCAGAACUGGCUAUUCCAGUCUCCCUUGUCUUUGUCGGUAAUGCCAUUCUGCCUAUAUCAUGCGUCGUUGUGUGGCUGCUGGCUGGGCCCGAGAGAGAGCACGUAAGGCACAACGGGACGAGCGAGUUCGGUAAGAACGAUCGAUGAGCGACAACUGUUUCAGGAAACGUUUUUGCUUUGAAAAGGUCAGACUUCAUUUUGACUAAUAUGAGCAUUCUAAGACGUCUGCAACAGGCAUAUAUGAAUCCACACCAUUUACUCGAGGGCAAAUGAAAGUAGCACACAUUUGGCGAAACUGCGGGGCGUGAUGGCUUUGUCAUCACUCAAAUGCCAUAUAGCAGGCUGGAGACUGAAACUGUUUCCCUUAUGACAUUUUUCCAGGGUGUUCAUUUUGGUCUGCUGACCUUGAUGUCCAUCCGACCUUUACAGCCCAAAAACCAGGGUCUGUUUGGAUUCAGCUGAAUUUUUGAAAAUUGGAUUAAAUACGACUAACAGUGCUAGUAACUUACUGCCGGUGCUGUCGUUAUUGCUACUACUACUACUACUACUACUACUACUACUACUACUACUACUACUACUACUACUGCUCCUAUAACUGCUAACACUACCCCCCCUAACAGCCACCUCUCCCUCCACCUCCACCUCCCCCCCUCCCAUCCUUCUUCCCUUCCCCGUCAUCCUCAUUCUCCUCUCUUUUCCCCUCUUCCUGCUCCUCCAUCUGCCCUCGCCCACCUCCUCCUCACUUGCCGUCUCCCUCUCAUUUAUCUCCCGAUCUUUCUCGUUUUCCAUCCGCAUCCUCCGCGUUCCCCUUCACAGACUUUUUUCCUCUGGCAUAUCGUCUUUCCUCCUGUUAUCCUCCACCCCCCUUGACAACUGCUAUCCAGAUUGCGUGACUGUCGUAUAGGCCAUACUUCGGAAGGGCGCUUUCUCGCAACCUGUUCCAUCCUUCCCUCAAUCAAGCGGACAGUAAUAAAUUCGGUACGUUUUCACGACCUCUGCCUUGCCGCUUGUGGACGCCUCUCCGGUUAGGUGGCGACCAGAUUCCUCUGAGAAUGAUGAAGCCCUUCCGCGGGUGUUGCCCAGUUUCGUUCAAAUUCCAGUAGUGUUCAGGUUUCCACUUAGGAUGUUAGUUGGAACCCUGCGGCCGGACAAAGGCUGUCCAGUUUCUCUCUACCGGAGGAGCGACCGUCAUAGGACUCUCGAUGUGAAGCAGUCCAAUUGUUAAACGUGAGAAAACGUCACUGAAUAGUACGUCUUUCAGAGUACUCUCGUGGAGGUUUAAGCGGCCCACCUGUUGGUUCCGUUACAACCGCAGGUGCUAAACGAAGACUGAUUGGAUUUGGGCAGGCCCCACGCGUCACCUAGAAGUAAUCGCAGUCAUUGAAAACUACAUCAAGACUUUGACGAUUCAUACAAAGGAGCGGUCUACAGUAGGUGGGCUAACUCAUGAAAUGUCAACCGAAAUUCCGAAAUGCGUUUUCGUUUCGAAAAGAUUAAUUAAGUAGGGUUGUAAAACUAGUCAGCCUGCAACAUAAAUCUAUACUAAUUCAGUUACGGCAGGAUGUCGGCUUUCGAACGAACUUCCUACCGGCUGCAUGCAAAAACUACACCCUGUAAAAACGACUACUUACAUAGCAUGAAUUUUUGUCCUUGAUUUUCGAUGCCCCUAAAAGUUUAAUUAUAUUUCAUAGAAAACAUGCAUAAAAAUAUUCACCCUUUCACUUAUUCGGUAGAAAACUACAUCUUCCUAAAAUUUUAUACUAGACGAAAGGGUAUUAUUUCGUUUUCAAAAUCUUUUCUAAUUCCCGAAUAAUUUCGAACCCGCUCUUCCGUUACACUUGGAUUCAGGGUUUCCAAACUACAAGCCGUAUAUUUUCCGCGUACGGAAAACUGCACAUUUCUCUACGGUAAUAAAGGGGAACCAUAUAGAGUUCAUAAAAAUUAACAGUGGAUUUGAUCCAUAUUGUUAACUUUACAAACCGCAUUGGUAAAUGCCGAGACGACGAUUUAUGAACGGCCAAAUGGCCGAUAGAAUUAGAAACCCUUUUAAAACCGAAUUAUGUCCCUCCUUCGAGUAUAAAAUUAGAAGAAUAUGUAGUUUUCUACCGAAUGAGUGAAAGAAUCAACAUCUUAUGCAUGUUUUCCGCGAAAUAUAAUUAAAUUUUAGGCGUAUCGAAAACCAAUGAAAAAUAUUAAUGCUACAUAAGUAGUCAUUUUUUACGGAGUGCAGUUUUUGCAUGCAGCUGGAAGGAAGUUCGUUCGAAAUCUGCCAUCCUGAGGUAACUGAAAUAUUGUUGAAUUAUUCUGCAGGCUGUCUAGUUUUAGAAACCAACUUAAUUAGUCUUUUCGAAACGAAAACGCAUUUCAGAAUUUCGGUUGACAUUUCAUGAGUUAGCCCACCUACUGUAAGCUUCUGUGCAUCAAUAAAAAUCCUCUGAGGCAGUGACCUAACAAACCCGAAUUAGUUGAGCUGUUCAAGAAUGUAAACUAUUAAACUUCCAAGAAGAAAGAGGUAUUUCCACCCUGUCUGAUUGUUUACCAAGAAACAUCCAGGAAUCCAUGUCCUUCUGGCUAUAAGCAGACUUACGCAGCAACCACUGCUAAUACCACCACCACUACUGCCACUACCACUACUAUUACUGCUGCUGCUGCUGCUGCUACUACUACUACUACUACUACUACUACUACUGCCACUUCUACUACUACUACUACUACUACUACUACUACUACUACUACUACUACUGCCACUACUGCUACUACUACCACUACUAUCACUAGUACCACUAUUACUGCCACUACCAUUGCUACUAUUACCACCACUGCCACUACUUCUGCUACUGCUACACCAUUACCAAAUGUAUCCUCAAGCACAGCACUGGCUAGCAAUCGCAAUGCGCACGUAUUGGUAAGUCCCCACUAGCUGCCUUUAUUUAAGUCACACGCCCAAACCCCAGACUCCACGACUACCCUCGAAGAGUGGUUUAAGAACAUUUUAGAAAUGCCUUCCUUCAAAAGUCAAAAUAAUCCCGACCAGUGACUACUUUUAAGCUUCGCUCUCCCCCUGAAUUUCGCUAGUCGUGGGUCUUCAGUGGCCGGCAAACCAAUUGCGAAACCACUUGACUGUCAGUCUGUCAACUCUCAGCCCCCUCUCGAUUACCGCUUGUCUGUUCGGCUUUACGACUCGUCAAAAUCGAAAAGCCGGCACAUAGCGCGACGUCACGCCCGUGCCGGUCCUCCGAAGGUAUGUCUUUGUACAUCCUUUUGAGUGUCCCAACAAGAAGGCAGCCAAAGAAACAACUGGAUUCAAUGUAAUGUCCUUUGUCAGCUACUCACUGCAACCAUUCAGCGGAUGUGGUGUGGGAAGGGGUCCCACAACUGCCGAUUCCCCCUAGACCGACAGAGAGAGCGCACACGGGUGAAACUAGCAAAACCUUUGUGUUUUUUUUUCAAUGUAAGUCCACGUCCGCACGUGCUAGAGCCCGCGGUGAGAAGGGCUGUCGACAGUUGCGGAAAGUGGCUUCGCUUCGCUCUGCCAAGCGCUGUACGCAUGUCCAGUGGUCCUCAGGGGCCAAUGCGCCAGCGGGUGGGGGCAAAUUGUCAUGUCAAGGAGAGGUGGCGGGUGGGGGGAGAGGGGACGGCAGGCAGGGGGCUUCAACCCAGACACUGUCCUUAUGAUGCAGGACAGUUGUGACUUCUCAACUCACAGAAAACCCUUUUCAUUGCGGCGGGGUACACAUUCAUUAGCGAGCGUUAGCUGAAGGACUGGAAUGGUGUCGCUGGCUCCACCAUGGCGUCAUCUGCAUCUUCUCUCCCCUUCUAAAGUCUGAUUGGUUGGCGCGACGGCAGACGCCCUCGUCAAGGUCAUGCCGCGGAGUCCAUCUGUGAGCACCUUGAGGGCGUCGAUGCGGUGGACGUAGGACGCUGGCGCAUGGGGCGCAAACGGUGACGCGUGUGGACGUGCCGGUGCCGGCUCCCUCUCUGAUCCAGGAGGAGAGGACUGUCAAAGCGCGUGUCCCGCUGAUCCGCUUCCGACGACAGCUCCGGCAAGAUGUCUGCGUCCAAUGCAGAGAACGUAGAGAGAUUGGAGAUUAGAUGGAGAAUCGAGGUGGUAAUUGCUACUAAUGAGAGCCUGCCCAAGAGACCCGCCGGGAGGGUGGGGGUGGGCAUGGGGACGAUGUUUCCCAUUGGUUCGUGCAUGCCUCUUCCGCCCAGUCGCUCCCCGAAGACCUUCAUUCCAUUUAGACCCUCAAGAAGUCUUGGGUAACCCUUAGUCACAAAAUCGAAAAACAGGUGACGCGCAGACGCGCACCUUGCCGGCGCGAGCGUUUAUCUGACAUGCCGAAAGUGUCAGUGGCUGAGACAAGGUCGCAAUAGUAGAGGUAGUUGUAUUAGUGACAGUGUUAGUAGUACUAUUCGGUCGUAUUGGUUAUAAGAGAUACGAUCACUAAUUCGACUCUAGGUCUAUUCUGCAAAUGAUGGCCAGGCCAUCAUGACUAUAUUGGUGAUAGUGAACAGUAGCUAUGCCACUCAGUCGUGUGGGGAAAAUUAUGCCACUAGACCGACGACGAUGAUGAUGAUGAUGAUGAUGAUGAUGAUGAUGAUGAUGAUGAUGAUGAUGAUGAUGAUGAUGAUGAUGAUGAUGAUGAUGAUGAUGAUGAUGAUGAGUGGGCAUGGGGAGAAUGUUUCUCAUUGACGCGUGCAUGCAUGUCCUGAGUCUGUCUAUCAUUUGAGCCAGGAACUCACGACCUGUGUAUGAUAGUUAGAAAUAUCUAAAAUCAGAUGAGACCGGCAUACUCCAAGGUGAUGUUUUGGACCAGAAUCCACAAAAAGCAAUGUAGACGCUUCCUCCGCACAGAGACCCGAAUUAAUGUCUCAGGCAAGAGAUGCCACUGGCAAAGGCCAGACUGUAUGCUGACUGACUUCUGUCAUACAUUGAAGAGGCAGUUAUACCAGCUACCUUUAUGAAUUCAAUGAUCUUGUGUCACAAUUCGUGCGUACAAUUGUACAACUGGGACGUCUGCACGCUUCUGUCAGGGCGAUUGAUCGGGCUGUAGAGUCAGCGUGCAUAGAAGCAUCCGCAGUGGGUUGGGGAUGACCUUGAAGCGGUAGGGUACUGGUCAAAUACGCUGUUCGUAUGUUUAGGCGGAUGGUAACAGUCUACCCGGCCAGACUAGAGGGUGUUUGGUCAGAAGCAUGGACCGAGCAACAAAUGUCUACAGUUCUUUUCUAGCGUUCUUUCUCGGACUUCGUCUUCCCCCCCCCCUCCCGUUCUUGCUUUGAAGCAGACCAAGUGGAACUCCAAGAAGAUCUCUGUUGGGCUGCUGGCUGGGCUCGGGAGAGAGCCCGUAAGGCACAACGGAACGAGUGAGUUCCGUUUGAAAGUUCAGUGAGCGCGCCUCUACCAUUGUUAAUUCCCGAUCGAAACCGAUAGGACAACAAGCCCUUGGCUCAGUGGUUAGAGGCGUUGAACUUCGAACCAACAGGUCGCAGGAUCGAGCCCCAGGUGUUUCACACUUCAGGAUUGAGUAUGAAUGGCUGACGACGGCUAGUAAGCCAGAACUGGCCAUUCCAGUCUCCCUUGUCUUUGUCGGUAAUGCCAUUCUGCCUAUAUCAUGCGUCGUUGUGUGGCUGCUGGUUGGGCUCGAGAGAGAGCACGUAAGGCCCAAAGGGACGAGCGAGUUUCGUAAGAAAGAUCGAUGAGCGCCCAUUGUUUCAGGAAACGUUUUUGCUUUGAAAAGGCCAGACUUCAUUUUGACUAAUAUGAGCAUUCUAAGACGUCUGUAACAGGCAUAUAUGAAUCCACACCACUUACUCGAGGACAAAUGAAAGUAGCACACAUAUGGCGAAACUGCGGGGCCUGAUGGCUUUGUCCUCACUUAAAUGCCAUAUAGCAGACUGGAGACUAAAACUGUUUCCCUUAUGGCGUUUUUCCAGGGUGUUCAUUUUGGUCUGCUGACCUUGAUGUCCAUUCGACGUUUACAGCCCAAAAACCAGGGUCUGUUUGGAUUCAGCUGAAUUUUUGAAAAUUUGAUUAAAUACGACUAACAGUGCUAGGAACUUACUGCCGGUGCUGUCGUUAUUGCUACUACUACUACUACUACUACUACUACUACUACUACUACUACUACUACUACUACUACUACUACUACUACUACUACUACUACUACUACUACUACUACUACUACUACUACUACUACUACUACUACUACUACUACUACCACUACUAUUACUACUGCUACUAUAACUGCUAA
Spirometra erinaceieuropaei is the source of this 9580-nucleotide messenger RNA. Lineage: Eukaryota; Metazoa; Platyhelminthes; Cestoda; Diphyllobothriidea; Diphyllobothriidae. The record is from the annotation of a GenBank genome assembly.